UAGGUCUACAGGGGGUCAGUGAAGGAUUUCCCAGGCUUUGAUGCCAGCCAGGAUGCAGAGGCCUUGUACAAUGCCAUGAAGGGAUUUGGCAGUGACAAGGAGGCCAUCCUCGACCUCAUCACGUCCAGAAGCAACAAGCAGCGAGUGGAGAUCUGUCAAGCCUACAAGUCCCAAUAUGGGAAGGACCUCAUCGCAGACCUCAAGUACGAGCUGACAGGGAAGUUUGAGCGGUUGAUCGUGAGCCUGAUGCGGCCCCCAGCUUACAGUGAUGCCAAGGAGAUCAAAGAUGCCGUUGCGGGCAUCGGCACAGAUGAGAAGUGCCUCAUUGAGAUCCUCGCCUCCCGCACCAACCAGGAGAUCCAUGACCUGGUGGCUGCCUACAAAGAUGCCUAUGAGAGAGACCUGGAGGCUGACAUCGUUGGAGACACAUCAGGCCACUUCAAGAAGAUGCUCGUCGUUUUGCUUCAGGGCACCAGGGAGGAGGAUGAUGUGGUGAGCGAGGACCUGGUGGAGCAGGAUGCCAAGGACCUGCUGGAAGCUGGUGAGCUGAAAUGGGGCACAGACGAGGCCCAGUUCAUCUACAUCCUUGGCCGGAGAAGCAAGCAGCACCUCCGCCUGGUCUUUGAUGAGUACCUGAAGAUUUCUGGGAAGCCGAUUGAGAGAAGCAUCCGGGGAGAGCUCUCUGGUGACUUUGAGAAGCUGAUGCUGGCCGUGGUGAAGUGUGUCAGAAGCACAGCGGAGUAUUUUGCUGAAAGGCUCUACAAGGCCAUGAAGGGCCUGGGCACAAGAGACAACACACUGAUCCGCAUCAUGGUGUCCCGCAGCGAGAUCGACAUGCUGGACAUCCGGGAGGUGUUCAGGACCAAGUAUGAGAAAUCUCUCUACAACAUGAUAAAGGAGGACACCUCUGGGGAGUACAAGAAGGCCUUGCUGAAGCUGUGUGGAGGAGACGAUGAGUAA
Messenger RNA from Antrostomus carolinensis (chuck-will's-widow), 960 nucleotides. RefSeq names its product annexin A6. The coding region runs from base 76 to 960 and encodes 294 amino acids. The transcript is spliced from 11 exons. Gene Ontology annotation, cellular component: plasma membrane; nucleus; cytoplasm. Lineage: Eukaryota; Metazoa; Chordata; Aves; Caprimulgiformes; Caprimulgidae. Gene Ontology annotation, molecular function: phosphatidylserine binding; calcium-dependent phospholipid binding; calcium ion binding. The record is from RefSeq and is a predicted model, not a curated record. Gene Ontology annotation, biological process: calcium ion transport; apoptotic signaling pathway; mitochondrial calcium ion homeostasis.